Messenger RNA from Monodelphis domestica (gray short-tailed opossum), 3195 nucleotides. The record is from RefSeq and is a predicted model, not a curated record. Lineage: Eukaryota; Metazoa; Chordata; Mammalia; Didelphimorphia; Didelphidae.
UUGGAAGUUAAUUUUAAGGAAUUGGAAGUUCUGUUUUCUGUAAUUACAUAUAUAUGUAUAUAUUCAGUCUUUCUGAAUCUUUGUGGACAAAGAUAUUUGGACAGUUUGACAUUUCCUUCUCUGGCUAGACCAGAUUUAACUCAGGAAGAUGAGUCUUCCUGACUCCAGUUCUAAUAAUUCAUCUAUACUGUAUCCUCUGCACCUCUGACCUUUAUCUCUUAAAGGAAUUAUUUUUUAACUUGCCAUGUUCAAAAAUGGAAUGCAUUGUUUUGAAUUUAAGUCCAUCUUUCCUUCCAAAAAAAUUAACAUAAGUCUUUUGUACAGUAGUUGGUCAUUGCUUUAAUUGUAGUUUUCUUUCCUUUAUAUAAAUUAUCGCUUCACUAUUUCAUUCUGUAUCUGUUCAUAUAAAUACUCCUGGGGUUUUUUUUCAGAAAAAGAAGUUUUUCCAGCAAUCUUUUGGAGGUUCUGUCAGGACCACAAAACAAAAUUUCAAAAAUGAAAGUAGACAGGACUAAACUGAAGAAGACACCUACUGAAGCUCCUGCAGAUUGCCGAGCUUUGAUAGACAAACUUAAGGUUUGUAAUGAUGACCAACUCCUUUUGGAACUUCAACAAAUUAAAACAUGGAAUAUUGGAAAAUGUGAGUUGUAUCAUUGGGUGGACUUAUUGGACCGUUUUGAUGGAAUUCUAGCAAAUGCUGGACAAACAGUGGACAACAUGUCUUGGAUGCUGGUGUGUGAUAGGCCUGAAGAACAACAACUAAAAUUGCUGUUGUUGGGUGUGUUGAACUUCACAGCCUUGCUCAUAGAAUACAGCUUUUCAAGACAUCUUUACAGUUCUAUAGAGCACCUGACUACAUUAUUGGCUUCUUCUGAUAUGCAAGCAGUACUUGCAGUGCUGAAUCUUUUGUAUGUCUUUAGCAAAAGAUCAAACUAUAUCACUAGACUGGGCUCUGACAAGAGGACUCCAUUACUGUCCCGGUUGCAACACUUGGCAGAGAGCUGGGGUGGAAAAGAAAAUGGCUUUGGACUUGCAGAAUGUUGUAGAGACUUGCAUAUGUUGAAAUACCCUCCUAGUGCAACUACACUACACUUUGAAUUCUAUGCAGACCCAGGGGUCGAAGUCAGAGUUGAAAAAAGGACUACCAGUAACACACUACAUUACAUUCACAUAGAGCAGCUUGACAAAAUUUCAGAAAGUCCUUCUGAAAUAAUGGAAUCCCUUACCAAAAUGUACAGCAUUCCAAAGGAUAAGCAGAUGCUGUUGUUUACACAUAUACGACUGGCCCAUAGUUUUUCUAAUCAUAAGAAGAGACUACAAGCUGUUCAGGCAAGACUACAUGCAAUUUCUAUAUUAGUAUAUUCAAAUGCCUUACAAGAAUCAGCAAACAGCAUCUUGUAUAAUGGAUUAAUAGAAGAGUUGGUAGAUGUCCUUCAAAUAACAGAUAAGCAUCUUAUGGAUAUUAAGGCAGCAUCAUUAAGGACAUUAACAUCAAUUGUACACUUGGAAAGGACACCCAAACUUAGUAAUAUUAUUGACUGCACUGGAACUGCCUCCUAUCAUGGAUUUUUACCUGUACUCGUUCGAAACUGCAUUCAAACUAUGAUUGAUUCUUCAAUGGAACCAUACCCUCACCAGUUUGCCACUGCUCUUUUCUCUUUCUUAUACCACCUAGCCAGCUAUGAUGCUGGUGGUGAAGCUUUGGUGUCCUGUGGCAUGAUGGAAGCCUUACUUAAGGUGAUAAAGUUCCUUGGAGAUGAACAGGACCAAAUAACUUUUGUUACUCGAGCAGUCAGAGUUGUUGACCUUAUUACCAACCUAGACAUGGCAGCUUUUCAGUCUCAUAGUGGACUUUCCAUCUUCAUUUACCGAUUAGAGCAUGAAGUAGAUUUAUGCAGAAAAGAGUGCCCUUUUGUGAUUAAACCAAAGAUCCAGAGACCCAACACCACACAGGAAGGAGAAGAAAUGGAAACAGAUAUGGAUGUUGUAGAUAUAGUCAUGGAAAGUAGCCCUGGCCCAUCUACUUCUACAGAACAGCCAUCAGAUCUUGAAACAAGGGUUCAGGCUCUCAGUAGCAACAAUACCACCACCAUGAUUUCCCCUAUUGGAGCUCAGUGCAUUCCCCAACGUGCAGCACUUCUGAAAUCCAUGUUGAAUUUUCUUAAAAAGGCCAUCCAAGACCCUGCUUUCUCAGAUGCCAUCCGUCAUGUGAUGGAUGGCUCCUUGCCUACAUCUUUGAAACAUAUCAUCAGCAAUGCUGAAUACUAUGGGCCAUCACUUUUCCUACUGGCUACUGAAGUGGUGACUGUAUUUGUGUUUCAAGAGCCAUCAUUCUUGUCCUCCUUACAAGAUAAUGGGCUGACUGAUGUCAUGCUGCAUGCACUUCUUAUAAAAGAUGUCCCGUCCACCCGAGAGGUACUUGGAUCCCUGCCAAAUGUGUUUAGUGCCCUGUGUUUGAAUGCACGAGGUCUUCAGUCUUUUGUUCAGUGUCAGCCUUUUGAACGACUCUUCAAAGUGUUGCUUUCUCCUGAUUAUCUUCCUGCAAUGCGAAGAAGAAGAAGCUCUGAUCCCCUAGGGGAUACUGCUUCAAAUCUGGGCAGUGCAGUUGAUGAACUUAUGAGGCACCAGCCUACACUCAAAACAGAUGCUACAACUGCUAUUAUUAAGCUAUUGGAAGAAAUUUGUAAUCUUGGAAGGGAUCCAAAAUACAUCUGUCAGAAGCCAUCUAUUCAAAAAGCAGAUGGCACUACUUCAGCUCCUCCCCCAAGAUCUAAUCAUGCAGCGGAAGAGGCUUCCAGUGAAGAUGAGGAAGAAGAAGAAGUACAAGCUAUGCAAAGCUUUACUACUACUCAGCAGAAUGAAACCGAACCAAACCAACAAGUCUUUGGAACUGAAGAAAGGAAUCCUAUCCCACUAAUGGAUUACAUCCUGAAUGUGAUGAAAUUUGUGGAGUCCAUUCUAAGCAACAACACAACAGAUGACCAUUGUCAAGAGUUUGUGAACCAAAAGGGGCUGCUACCUCUAGUGACCAUCCUGGGCCUUCCCAAUCUGCCUAUCGACUUUCCAACCUCAGCUGCCUGUCAGGCUGUGGCAGGGGUCUGCAAAUCCAUACUGGUGAGAAGAAAAGUAAUCUAUAAGUCUCCAUUAGGAUCUUUUUUUUCCCACUUGCACCAAAAAUAGAUAUCCCCAAUGCUG